This is a messenger RNA of Coccinella septempunctata (seven-spotted ladybird), 2324 nucleotides long. RefSeq names its product ceramide synthase 6. Gene Ontology annotation, cellular component: membrane. The transcript has 7 exons. The coding region runs from base 200 to 1312 and encodes 370 amino acids. Gene Ontology annotation, molecular function: DNA binding; sphingosine N-acyltransferase activity. Lineage: Eukaryota; Metazoa; Arthropoda; Insecta; Coleoptera; Coccinellidae. Gene Ontology annotation, biological process: ceramide biosynthetic process. The record is from RefSeq and is a predicted model, not a curated record.
UUAUUUUGACACAGACGAUGGAGCAGUUGAAUAGGGUGUCACGAUCGGUUUAUUGUUGGGGUGUAGUCUAUAUAUAUAGCUAGUUCUAUAUAAAAGAACUUAAUUAGAAUCAAUUGGCAUACAGUGCAAAUAAUGUUCAGACGGCUCGCGUGUGUUUGAUGUUUAUUUUCCCGCUUAUUUAAGAGAGAACUUUCCAAAAAUGGAUUACUACCGAACCUUUAUGCAUCACUUCUGGAGUGAACAUGUUUGGUUGCCCCCAAAUACUACAUGGGCCGAUAUAUCACCGGAAGCUAGUGAACACAUAAAUCACACAAAUUCCAAGCAUCUAUUCUUCCCAAUGCCCAUGGCCUUUGGGAUGUUGUUCAUUCGUUAUGUACUAGAAAAAUAUUGGUUUGCGCCAGUAGGAAGAUCGUUAGGAAUUAAACAUAGUAGACCCAAAAAGGCCCCCGCAAUACCGGCACUCGAAAAUGCAUAUAUGGCUUCUAAAAAGUGGAAACAUAAGCAGAUUCAGGGACUAGCAAAACAGUUAGAUAUGUCUGAGAGGCAGGUAGAAAGGUGGCUCAGGUUAAGAAAGGGCCAAAACAAACCUUCCACCUUGACGAAAUUCUGUGAAAAUGCUUGGAGAUGCUCCUACUACAUUUUUAGUUUCAUUUACGGAAUAUACAUUUUAUGGGACAAACCAUGGUUAUGGAAUAUAAAUGAAUGCUGGACCGAUUUUCCCCAUCAGUCAGUAACGAAGGACAUAUGGUGGUACUACAUGAUAUCCAUGUCCUUCUACUGGUCGCUCUGCGUCUCUCAGUUCUUCGAUGUGAAGAGGAAGGAUUUCUGGCAGAUGUUCAUACAUCACAUCGCCACCAUAGUGCUGAUGUGCCUGUCGUGGAUCGUGAACGUCUUCAGGGUGGGCACCCUGGUCCUGGUGGUCCACGACGCCGCCGACAUAUUGCUGGAGGCAGCCAAAAUGGCCAAGUACUCCGGUUUCCAGAAAGUAUGCGAUUUUAUAUUUGCAAUAUUCACCGUUUUGUGGAUAGUAACUAGGAUAGGUAUAUUCCCCUUCUGGAUAAUCAGGAAUACUUCUAUUGAUGCACCGAAGAUUGUGCCAAUGUUCCCUGCCUACUAUAUAUUCAACGGUCUGCUGAUCCUUCUGCUGAUACUGCACAUGUUCUGGACCUACCUCAUCCUUAAAAUAGCCUACAACGCUGUGAACGCCGGCCAAAUGGAGGGCGAUAUUAGGUCGAGCAGUGACGAUUUCAGCGAGGAUUCCAACGAGAACGAGAAGAACAACAGGGAGAAAGAGAGCAAAAAAUCCUCCUAGAUCGAUCCGGAAGCAAAACGAAGAGUUAUUUGUCCAAUAUAUCGUAUAGUCGUCUUUGGGCCCAAAAAGCAUGUAUGGGACUCAACCGUCGGGCAUUUCGAGAAUUUUAACGUUUAAGAAUGAACCCACGUCCGAAGUGAGUUUGAAACUAUUUACAAUACUGAGAUUGUUGAUUUUGCUCAUAUUUUAUUUUUUUCUAUUCGAGUUUCCGAGCUCAAAUCUCGAUUGGAUGUUGCCUAAAUUAGAUUAAUGUUAUAAUUAUUAUAAGUUUGUUUAUUCAACCUAGUUUAAGUGCCAAACUUAUAGGACGAGUUUUCAUCACAUAAUUGUAAUUGGAUCUCUAUUUAUUUAUUAUCUCAUCUUGGUUUCAUCGAUGAAAAGUUUCAAACUCACUCAAUCAAUGCACAUUUUAGUUUACAGUGAAUUGAUCGCAAUUUUAUCCGGAACAGUUUCAUGGAUGUAAUUUUCGUUCAUUUCUUCUUUCGAGCAAGCAAAACUGCAAUUUUUUAAGUGUUGAAGGGGUGAAAACUAUAUUAGUUAGCUGAAUUAACUAUAAAUUUUUGUAAUUCUUCAAAUAAGGUGGGAAAGGCAUUUUAUCUUUCCUCCGUUAUCAAAUAUACUUUUUCAUCGAAGAAUUAACAGAAUUAUUCCAUGAGAAUCCUGGUUUCAAACCGGGCUCAGCAUUAUUCGAUUGACACUAAAUUAACAUUAAUCUGUACCAAGCGAAACCAAAGCGUACUCUAGAUAGAAUAUUUGAAAUCCGACGGUCACUCAAGCGUUUAAAAAAAAUGUGAUUUUCAACGAAUUAACAAGGUGCAUCACUUGUAUUUUUUCCCGUAGUAUUUCUGCCUUACAUUUGGAGUUUGAGUGGCUGUGCAGGUUGAGUAAGCAAAUCCACGAUCCUCCUUUAUUUUAAUUAUUUUUAAUAGCUAUUUUUCACAUUGAUGGAUUUUUUUCAGGUGUUAAACGCACCUGGAUCACUCAAUUAUAUAUUAAUAUAUAUUGACUGAAA